AACGAUCCUUAUAUUUGUUUGAAUUGAAAAACAUUUUCUUAUUUUCUCAUCAUAUUCAAUCCAAAAAAUCAGAGCACGCCAAUCAUGACGAUGCACAAAGGACUCAUCAACGUCGAUAUGGGCGAGGGCUAUGGGAAUUUCAUCUGUGGCCCAGACAAGGAAUUGUUGCCCAUGAUUGAUCACGCCAACGUCGCCUGCGGGUUCCAUGCUGGUGACCCUCUCAUUAUGGGAGAAACGGUUGCGCUCUGUAAAGAGCAUAACGUUAAGAUCGGAGCUCACCCCGGCCUUCCAGACGUACAAGGGUUUGGCCGGCGUGAGAUGAAGCUUUCCCCAGAAGAGCAUACGGCCAACAUUAUUUACCAAGUCGGUGCACUUCAAGGCUUUCUCGCCCGCGAAGGUGUCGAGAUGCACCACGUUAAGCCUCACGGCAUUCUUUACGGCAUGAUGGUUCGCGACCUCGAGGUAGCAAGAGCCGUGUGGGCAGGAGUCCCAAAGGGAAUGCGAGUUUUCGGUCUGGCAGGUACACACAUGGAAACCGCUGCCAAGGAGGCCGGCCUUGAAUUUUGGGCAGAGUACUUUGGCGAUGUCAAGUACCGUGCUGACGGUACGUUGAUCGUGGAUCGGAAGAAGAAGCCGUGGAAAAUGGAAGAUGUGAAGGCGCAUGUCAAGAAGCAACUAUAUGACAGCAAGGUGACUGCUGUGACUGGCGAGAUUGUUGAAAUGCCGGUCAAGGACUACCCAAUCACAAUCUGUUGUCACUCAGACUCGCCAGGGUGUGUAGAGAUUGUCAAGGCAACCCGGGAGAUUGUAGACGAAUAUAACAAGGCCAAGGGUCUGUAAGCGCAGUAUACGAAUAUACAAUAAUAUUA
Messenger RNA from Ilyonectria robusta, 869 nucleotides. RefSeq names its product lactam utilization protein lamb. Gene Ontology annotation, biological process: carbohydrate metabolic process. The transcript has 2 exons. The coding region runs from base 85 to 840 and encodes 251 amino acids. NCBI's taxonomy places the organism in Eukaryota, Fungi, Ascomycota, Sordariomycetes, Hypocreales, Nectriaceae. The record is from RefSeq and is a predicted model, not a curated record.